AUGGACCACAUCAAGACCGCAGCCAACUUCGACGUCCAGUGCGUCCAGAUGGAAGUCUGUCCGUCGGGAGACAGCCAGACCGGCAAGUAUAUGCGGCUCUCGGUCACGAGCCUCACCGAAUUGGACACCAGCGGUGCCGUAGUGGCGAGCGUCGACAAGUUCAAACCAAAGGACAGUGACUGGACGGACAUCGACACGGCCGAGGUGAACGGCGCCAGCGUUUCCUCCACGACGUUCGUGUCGACUCUCGAGGUCGGCGUCGCCAAAACACAGGUGGCGUUCAAUCUCACUGCCAGCGUCUACCAGGGCAACGCGACGGUGCCAUACGGCAGCCAGACCAUCCCUGUGCCAGCGGGCGCGCUCAAGUUCACCGCCGAUAUCGCUGGCUGGCCUAAGCCCGUCAAGAAGCCCAAGAACGUCAGCGACUCUGUCGGAGACGCCGACAUUGAGCGGGUCGAUCUGGGUGACUCCAUGUUCAUGGACGUGCCGAGCCUUGUCAUCCUCGACGGCGGAGUCGAAGAGAGUCUGCUCAACGUGUCCGUGGUGGAGGCGGCGGGCGACACGUCGUUCGAGUGGAUCUUCCCGUCCUUCUCCACCUCGCUGCACUACGACCCAGUUCUGGGCGAUACCAGCGCCACGACGGCGACGACCGAUAGCGGCGUCAACGCCGGUGACACCAGCGGCAGCACUAGCGACGUCAGUGUUGGCGACCCGAGUAGCAAUGACGGUAGCGGCAGUAUCAGUGUCGACGCUGGUAGCAGCAGCAACAGUGAAGGCAGUGCCAGAUCUAGCAGUAGUGGAUCCAGUACUAGCGCCAGCAGCACGAUUACACAAUAA
Phytophthora sojae is the source of this 837-nucleotide messenger RNA. RefSeq lists its product as hypothetical. The transcript has 3 exons. The record is from RefSeq and is a predicted model, not a curated record. NCBI's taxonomy places the organism in Eukaryota, Oomycota, Peronosporomycetes, Peronosporales, Peronosporaceae. The coding region runs from base 1 to 837 and encodes 278 amino acids.